This is a messenger RNA of Synchiropus splendidus (mandarinfish), 3279 nucleotides long. RefSeq names its product upstream stimulatory factor 2. Gene Ontology annotation, biological process: regulation of transcription by RNA polymerase II. Gene Ontology annotation, molecular function: DNA-binding transcription factor activity, RNA polymerase II-specific; RNA polymerase II cis-regulatory region sequence-specific DNA binding; protein dimerization activity. The record is from RefSeq and is a predicted model, not a curated record. Lineage: Eukaryota; Metazoa; Chordata; Actinopteri; Syngnathiformes; Callionymidae. The coding region runs from base 409 to 1248 and encodes 279 amino acids. The transcript has 10 exons.
AUUCUUAAAACCUGGUGAUAGAAUGAGCAGGAGUCAAAGAGAGUUUUAUGAGCGUAUUAGAUUAGAAGAAAUGCAGAAAACAGCCAGCAGAUCACCCACUUAUAAAGACAAUGGAGCGCAUAAUGGUUUAAAACACGCACGCGGGACGGAUAAACGAACAUAUAUGCAGGUAAUAUUACACCAGCGCCUCAGCCGUUUGACAUUUUGAGUCGCGGCAGAUCCCGCAGUAGAGUCACCUCAGAUCACACUGACUGCCGCGGCUUCCAUUUUAACCUCAACACCGAGCGAGAGCGGCGGAACCUCACGUGUCCUGGGCUGUCUGUCUCACAUGACCCGAGUGUUUGUUCCCGUGAUCAGCGCUUCCAUCUCCGUCUGCGACGCCGAAUAUCACUCGAUAUUUUGACCCUGAUGGAUAUGCUCGAACAGAGUCUGGACAACGCAAGUCAAGAAAAGCAAGAAGAAGAGGAGGUUGUCCAGGCAUCCGACGACGGAGCAGGAGACGAGCAGGACUCCGUUGCCAUAGCCAGCGUUCAGCAGGCAGCAGCAUUUGGGGAACAAAAUAUACAGUACCAAUUCCGCACAGAGGGUGGUCAAGCUGUGAUCCAAAACCCUUAUAGUAAUGGAGGUAGCCCAGCAGGGGAGUCAGUGGGAGGAGAGACGCGCUUCGCUUACUUCCCAGCUGCUGCAGUGAGUGACAGCGCCGUGUCUGUGCAGGCCGCUGGCGACCCAACACUGGCGCAGGCAGGAGGUCAGUUUUAUGUGAUGAUGACCCCCUCUGAUGUCAUUCAGACCGGAGCUCAAAGAACACUUGCACCUCGCACACAGUCCUAUGCUACAGAUGAAAACGAGGUGCUGCAACAAGAAGGUUUAAACUGGAAAAUGGAUGGCCCUCGAACACCAAGAGAUGAAAGGAGAAGAGCACAACACAACGAAGUCGAGAGGCGGCGAAGAGACAAAAUCAACAACUGGAUCGUUACGCUCUCCAAAAUCAUCCCUGACUGCAGUAUGGACAGCACCAAAACCGGAGCAAGCAAAGGUGGGAUUCUAUCCAAGGCGUGUGACUACAUCCGUGAGCUGAGACAAAGCAACCAGCGGCUACAGGAGAGCCUGAAGGAAGUGGAGAGAAUACAGAUGGACAAUGAGCUGUGUCGGCAGCAGAUCGAGGAGCUGAAGAACGAGAACGCGCUACUGCGGGCGCAGCUUCAGCAGCACGGCAUCGAACUGGUCAGUGAGACCCCGCCUCAGUGAGAACCGUCCGGAGACACAUCAGAGGAGGCGAGAGACAAACCUGAAGAAACACUUUUUCUGAAGCGGACGCACCCUCCACUGGGUUCCCAGGUUGCAGCCCCCUCUGCUGGCUGGCCGUGGCUUCCUGUCGAGAAACCCCUCAGAAACUCUCGAGUGCUUUGUGGACACACAGUUAGAAGAACCCCUGCUGAACUCCUUUGUUUUUGUAUCGAUGUAGCCUCACUCUUGGACGAUGUUUGUUUUUGACGGUCCUCACACCCGACCCUUCUCGCUUUUGAGUUAAUUCAUUUGUCGUUUUUAGCCUCAUUAAUUUAUUAGUCUGUUCGCUGGUGAGAGUUUUGACGGAGACCAGUUACACUGAAAUGACUUCACUUGCUCUCAGAGCGCGAGAGAGAGAACGUGGGAGGAAAACUGCAGAUGAUCUCGGCCCAAAGACAAAACUUGCUUGAGUUGUGUGAGUAUGUGUUUUAUAUUUAGAAUGAGGAGAAUGACUUCAUGCCAUGUAGUAGAUAAUCAAUAACACGUGACCUUGAUGGCUGCCCUUAUUUUGUGUUCUUCCUCUGAGCUGUGCAAUCCAAGAGGCAGAAUGAGGUUGUUGUUGUUGUCAGCCUGAAGCUUGGACACGCUUAGCUUUGAGUACUAAGUCAGCCAGCGCUAACACACUUUUCUGCAGUGAAUCACACCAAAUAUAUGGCUUUAUAUUGGCCUCCAUGUCCAGCCAUGUCCACGGCGCCCUCUUGUGGUGAAUCAAGUUAGAUUCUGGGAUCUGUUACCCCGACCAGCUGGGACUGGUGAUUGCCUUUCCUCAAGAUGAUUUUGAUUAUUGUUUAGGUUUGGUAAAUGAUUUCGAAACGGCAUAACUUUAAUUUGAACACCAUUUUCUUGUCCUAUACAUUUUCAAUAUUUGGUGUCUUUUACCAGUUUUUGGUUUCCUUCCACAGCCCCAAAAUUCAUUGGUUUCCUGUUUAAUUUAAGACAUCGACUCAGCUUUAUUGUUCUGAUCUGACGGUCCUUUGUGUUGACAUACGUUUUUCCCUGAAUGGCUGUUUCCAGGUUUAUAUUUCCGUGACCUUUUGGCCCACAUGUUGGAGUGGUUGUUGGACUUCUUUUUAAAUCUCUAUUUUAAAAUCCUAACACUUCAAAUGCAGCUCCCAACAUGAAGUGAGCGCAGGCACCCUGCAGAGCAAGACUCCCCUGCCUUCCUCGUGGAGCACGACUCGAUCUACCCGCGUCCCUGGGACGGAGGAGAGACUCUGAUCUUGACGUCGCUCAGUCCAUGAAUGGACGACGGCUUUUUGAGGAAAUGAAAACGGAAGUUACUUCGGAACCACUUGCUGGAGAGUGUUGAGUGCUCAGGAUCCAGCCAAAUCAGAUGGACCAUCACUCUUUCAUGUCUCAGACUCCGCAAGUUAACAGCUUGGGCUUCUGCUGUUCUGCUAUUACUGCAAGAUUCAAGUUUGAUAUGCAAGUGUCUGAACCCUCCAACGGCUGCCAGCUAACGUCAUGGGUCUUUUGCUCUUCUGAACCUUUUUUUUCCCACGCUGCUGUGCGAUGAGGGCAGGCAAUGUUGAAGAAUGCACAGGAACUGGUUUGUGACAGUUGAAAUUUGAUUUUGGAAAAACAGAAAAAGCCUCGUUUUCUCUCUGUAGCUGCCUCACUGAUCUCAGGUUAGAUUGUUAAAGAUGUUUUCUCAGUAAAAUAUUGGAAAAUAAAGACUUUCACAGGAUCAUCUCAGUGCGUGGGCUGUUUGUGGAGCCAGCCUUGUCUGAGUGGAUUGUCAUCACAAGGUCUUUGUUUUUUGCAUCAUGCUCCAUCUCUCUUCACCUGAUAACCAGAAUCCAGCUCCACUGUGUCAUGGCUAUAUUGAAAGAUGUUUUCUUUUCAGUCUGUGACUGCACUUCUGAACCUACUUUCUUUUUUAAUUCAGUUCCAGUGGCGUCAGGUCAAUAGGGGGCGCUGGGGUGCUACAUCAAACCCCUUAGUUCACGCUAUAUGGUACUUCUAUUUACUUUUCAAAGGAGCACUUUAUUU